This is a messenger RNA of Gallus gallus (chicken), 3375 nucleotides long. It is a transcript of the gene WHAMM, whose product is annotated as WAS protein homolog associated with actin, golgi membranes and microtubules. Bases 38 to 2362 code for a protein of 774 amino acids. The transcript is spliced from 10 exons. Gene Ontology annotation, cellular component: endoplasmic reticulum-Golgi intermediate compartment membrane; cytoplasm. The record is from RefSeq and is a predicted model, not a curated record. Lineage: Eukaryota; Metazoa; Chordata; Aves; Galliformes; Phasianidae. Gene Ontology annotation, biological process: Arp2/3 complex-mediated actin nucleation; endoplasmic reticulum to Golgi vesicle-mediated transport. Gene Ontology annotation, molecular function: Arp2/3 complex binding; actin binding.
GAGUUUCUGUUUGCCCCGUUCGGCGGCUGCCGCCAUCAUGGAGCCGCAGCCCGACAGCCUGGAGGGGUGGGUAGCUGUCCGCGACACCGCCUUCGCCGAGCCUCAGCCGCCGCCGCGCCUCCGCUUCCUGGUGGGCUGGAACGAGGCGGAGGGCGCCUUCGCCGUCACCUGCCACUGCCGGGCCGAGACGGCGGAGCGGGCCCCGCAGAGCUGGGCAGGCCUCUUCUCGGCGCCGGCCCUGCGCGGCGUCCACCGGCAGCUGGCGGCCGUCUGCCCGCGCCUGGAGCCCGCAUUGCCCGCGCUGCCGCCCGCGCUGCCCGGCGCUUCGGGCGGGCUCUGGGCCGUGCUGUUCCCCAGCGGCCCGGCUCCGAGCGAGGCCGAGGUGGCGGAGCUGUGCCGACAGCUGGAGCGCUACCUGGGCUGGGCGCUGGAGCUGUGCGGCGGCCGCGUGCUGCUGGACGUCCUCUUCGCCGCCGACCGCCGCGACGACGAAUACUUCGAGAGCCUCCACGAGUUCCGCGGGAAGGCCCUGCACGGCCACCUGGCCCGGGCCAAGGAGGCCCUGCGGCGGGUUCUUCAGCAGCAUAAAAACGCUGACACAAUGGUGGCUUUGAUGAAGGUUUAUGAGGAAGAAGACGAAGCUUAUCAGGAUUUGGUUACCAUGGCAACACAGUUCUACCAGUACUUGCUGCAGCCCUUCCGAGACAUGCGGGAACUGGCAACACUGUGCAAACUGGAAAUCCUGAAAUCUUUACAGUAUGAUAACCUGGGACCUAAAAGAGUAGCAGCUUUGCAAAAAGAUGCUGAAGAAUGGACUAAGCGAGCUGAGAGUGCUGUGUGCUCCAUCCAGGAUAUAACUGUGAAGUACUUCAAGGAAACGGUGAAGGCUCUGUCAGCAAUGCACAAGCAGAUGGAACAAGACCAGGAAAGAUUUGGUAAAGCCACCUGGGCUUCAGCUUUGCCACGACUAGAAAACCUGAAAUGUAUGUUGGCUAAAGAGACCCUUCAGCAUCUGAGGGCAAGAGAGUUAUGCCUGAAACAGAAGAGAGCUGCUAUUCAGAAAAAUAUGGAGAACCUCAAUGAACAAGAAGAGAAUGUAACUGUGGCAGAGGAGCUAGAAAUAUAUUAUUAUGAAACCCAAUUGGAAUUAUAUAAUGUACAGCUUGAUGUAUUGAAACACGAAGAAAUGCUGCUUAUUGUACAGCUGGACACUUUGAGGAGACAGAUUAAAGAGAAACAGGAUGAAGUUGUUUACUAUGAUACAUGUGAAAAUCCUGAGGAGCUCAAGGUCAUUGAACAGACAAUGGAACACCAUUACGCUAACUUGUCAGAAAUGACGGUGCUGAGGCAGAAGACUAAGCAGUUGGAGACAAAGCGUGGGACUGUCUGUGCGAGGAGAGCCUACCUCAGGAACAAAAAAGAUCAGUGUGAAGCAAGCCAUCGGCAGAGACUCCAACAAGCAGAAGAGUGGAAAAAACGUUUCCAACAGCAUCACAGCAUACAAAUAAAAAGAGACAAGAAAAAAGAGGAAGAGAAAAAGAAAAAAGCUUGGAUAAGCCAGGAACGUCAGAAAACACUCGAGAGACUGAAGACAUUCAAGGAAGUAAGUAGUAAGUGCCCGGCUCACGUUGUGCUGAAAACAUCUCAUCCAGAGCCUCUUAGUCCCAGAUUGCCACGAAACAUCACUCAGAAGGCUGCAGUAGCACGUCCUCCUCCUCAAUCAAGAGCAAGGCUAGCACCAGAGCAGCCAAAGAGCUUGCUGCUAGUAGAAGCACAAGUAUCAGAAAAUUCACAACAGAAUACCCCAGCAGAUAUCUCUGACCAAAGUUUUAUUACUGCUGGUGAUUUGAAGCAACAAAAGCACAGCAAGGAGUUGGUCUCUCCAUCCUUACCUCCUCCACCACCUCCACCUCCUCCGCCUGCUCCACCACUACCUCCUCCUUUACCUCUGCAUUUAAAGACAGCACCAACAAUAGAGGACAAACCACUUCCCCUUAGCUCGGAUGACCCUUCAGAAAGCCCUGCACUGCACAAACAGGAUGACUCAUCCAGGAGGUCUAUAAAUAAUUGCAUAGGCACGAUGGAUGAGGUGUUGGCUUCUCUAAAACGUGGUGAAGUUCAUCUUCGCAAAGUGGAACAGCCAAAUCCAUAUGCCUCUGUGAAAGACAACAUCCUCUCUGCCAUAAGGCAAGGAGUUAAAUUAAGAAAAGUGAAUAGAGAUACUGAGAAAGAUGUCAGUAAAGAAUCUACUAAUGAGCUAGAAAGAAGCAUUAAAGCAGUCAUCCAGAGAAUUAAGAAAGUGUCUGCUGAUUCUGAAGAAGAGGAAAAUAAUGAUCAGAAUAAUGGAGAAUGGGACAGCUAACCAAUUUAGAGUAACAGACUACAGACUGGAACAGUAUUGGUCUCAUUUUUGCACAUCAUAGAAGAGUGCCUUUCAAAAUGAAAGAACAGUGAGAUUGUGUGUGUGCCUGUGUGUGUGUUCUUCUUCAAGUGCACAAAUGUUUGUAGAGUUAAAGGGUCCUGUUGAUUUUCUGCAGGAGCUGCAGAUUCUUAUUUUUGCAUGAAAUGUCAUACUCCAACAUAUACUUGCAUUAACAGCUAUUUCUGGCUCAAUGCUAUGUAGCUUUCACCACUUCCGAAAAUAGUUAAAAUACUGGAUAUACUGGAUUGAAACAUACAUUAUCUAGGUUGUUACUCCACAGUAGCACUAUCACAAAAACUUCCUGGGAGUGAAAAAUGAAAUGAAAAUCUAUUUUGUCACCUGUGGUCAUAAAGGCAGUCUAGCAAACUUGGCAUAGUUUGGUACCUCAUCUUCCUACUUCUGUUGUCUAGAAAUUUCUCAGACAUUUUGCUUGUCUAAACAGUCUGCUCUCAGAUAACUGCACCGGAUACUCCUCUUACCAUUAUGUUGUGAGGUGUGCACUUAAGAAAGAGCCUGGCAGUGCUGAUUGGGGAAGAUUGCUAUCGACUUUGAGAUAACCACUACUGUGGUAAUUACUGAAAAGUUUACUUUUUAGCUGGAAGCUGGGAGUGUUUCUAGAUGAAAAGUGUUUCUCCUACAUCUACAGUUUUACUGAAGCAGUGGCAGAGAGGAAAGCCAAAAUGUUGUACAGAAUAUUUUCUUGAAUAUAGCCCUGUACUACAGAGCUGUGUUACUCCAAUGACAACGUAAGUAUAUGUUUAUAGCUCCUCUCAUAAGUUUAAAUUAUCUGAUAAACAGUACUUAAUUGCAUUGUCCCUGGAACCUGCCUCCUUAGAAACUCAACUACAUUACAGUUAAAGAUUGUUGCUACUUUGAGUAGAUGGUGACGAAAAUGAUUCAAAAUGUCUUCUGGAAUUUACACUGACCAUUAAUAAAAAUAGAUCCGGACGGCA